AUGACAGAAGUAGUGGAAGAAUUCAAGAAGCUCUUUCAGAUGAUCAAUCAGCUCAGUAUGGAUCCAGUUUUUGUUACUCCUCAGCACAUCACCGAUCAUUUCGAAAAAGUUGGCAUGAUCCAAGUCACAGACGGGAGCGUACGAGAAUUCCUCCAUUCACUCGAUAAAAUGCUGAGUUUGAUGGGAGGAAAGCUUUCCAAGGCUGGUUCACUCAACGAAGCUGAAUUCGUGCGAUUCUGGUUUAACUGCCAUCGAUUUUACAAUAAAUUUGAUCUGAAAAACACUGGCAGCAUUACCAAGGAUGAAUUUUAUCAGUCGAUGGUUGGGACUGCAGCAGAUAAGGAUACCGAAGAAAAAGUGAACGAAAUCUUCAAUAUUGUUGAUAGAAACGACGAUGGAAAAAUAGACUUCAUUGAAUUUUUCUGCCGUCUGCCUCAAAUUUUGAACUUGAAAUAA
This is a messenger RNA of Oikopleura dioica, 456 nucleotides long. Lineage: Eukaryota; Metazoa; Chordata; Appendicularia; Copelata; Oikopleuridae. The record is from the annotation of a GenBank genome assembly.